AUUUUACUCGAUAACAGAAUAUAGGCGGCAAUUGAUUUGUCGUUACCUCAUCUAGUUCGCUGAAAACGCACAGUGUUGUGUGAACGCAAGAAAUAAAAAUAUAGUUAGGGGUUUUAAUGAGGUGUGUAGCCACUUUAGUCUGGGGCCCAUAAAUUCUAAUUGGCUAGGAUGUAUAAUUAUGAAAGUGAUUAGUAACUUACAUCCGACUGCUUUGUCUGAAUUCACAGAAUGCAUCUGUGAACUAUUAUUAUCGUUACUUAGCACUUCAUGCUAUUGCUUCUCACUUUAAGGCACUUUCUGUCAGUUACACAGCUAUUUUUCUGUUGAUUUCAGCAUUGUGAGUAACCCUUUCUAUGGCAACUAUCGAUUUCGAAGAAGGAGAAGUAGAGGAUCUUAGUGAUUCAGGUCACGAGGACUCCGUGCAUGAAUACAAGGUUCAUGCUUCACAAAAGGUUGGUCUCCACAAACAUUCGAAACGCAAACGUCACUCUCAGCACAGAACAGGGAAGAUACGGGAUUCCCGUCGAAGGUCUGAGGCGUUAGCAGAUAGUUGCAAUGUUGAGACCUCUCAUACAGACUUUGAAAAUAAAAAUAGGCGUCCGAAGGAGCAAGACAAACUACCACUCCUGGAAUUUCUCUCUGAAGAUGAAGAAACUUUCGUUGUGGACCGCGAAAGAUUUGAUAAUCGAAGGUCCUCAGAAGUAAAUCGUAAGAAGAAGAAACGAAGGAGAGAUAGCCAACCUAAGUCUGUUUCUCAGUCCAGAUGUAGAUAUUAUAUGGAUGGUCGUUGUAGCAAGGGGAGUUCAUGUCCAUUUCUUCAUGAUUUUGUGCCAAACAAAAAAAAAGAGUUAUGCAAGUUUUAUGCUGUCGGUAUGUGUUCAAAAGAGUCUUCAUGUUCAUAUCUGCAUGAGGAAUUUCCGUGCAAGUUUUUCCAUCUCACAAAUGACUGUCAUCAUGGUGAUGAGUGCAAGUUCUCACACGCUCCUCUAACAGAUUUCACACGCAGUUUGUUAGAGAAGGUAGUUUCGAAGCAUAACAUUGAUCAUCCUUCAGCUAAAUCUGUGCAUAUACAGCAUACCGACCCAUUGAAACCGCCUUUGAGUGGUCGUCCGGGGAGCGAUAAUCACGGCGAUGUUGACUACAGGUUCGACCGAAUUCCUCCUCAAAUGAACUUGUCAUCCGAGAAGGAAAUUGGCAAUCCUGGUUUUCACCCUCAACGUAUGCCUGCCGUAACUCCAAAUCUUUUCGCUCCAAUUUAUGCACCUGGUCCUCGCCAAUUCCACCCAGAACAUGACUCUAUGCACAUUAGAGGAAUGCGUCCAUUCAACAUGACUCCUGGUGAACUGAGGCCUCAAAUUGUAUAUCCCAAGGAAGAACGCUGUUUCCUAUCUCCUACUACUUAUGGCCCUGUACCAUAUCCACCACAUCAUACCAUGCCUAAUUCAGCAUGUGUUCCUACAGUUAAUGGAUUCAGACAUCCAUCCUUACUUGAAACACCACCUAGAUGUCCUCAACCAAGAGUGAUGCUGCCAAGGAUGCGUAUGAUGGAUACUGGGAACGCUAGAUUCCCUCGAUUCACACCUAGAUGUGAGGUAUUUUGUGCCCCUGGAGUCAGGUCACCUACGCGACCGAUUUUUAAUUCGCUACACGAGGAAGCCAUUGUCAAUUCAGAGCUCGAUAAAAUGGCGGCUCUUCUUGCCUCCAGUAAACCAAUCACUUGUGAACCCAAAGAUGAUUCAUCUGUUCCUCCCUCAUCACCCUUAUGUCUAAAUGAGCAUAACAUGCAUCCUCGACUUGAAAGUGAAAGUCCACAACAAGUAAGUAAAUUAAACCCAGUGCCUUCGGUGGUCACUUGUAUUUUGCUUGGAGUAAUGCCUUGUCUUUGCUUAGGACCGAAAAACAUUUUGAAAACUACGAAGCAGUCACAUGGUUUAUCUUGUGAGAAGCUUUUGUUUAUGGAAAAUUAGCACUGCACAGUCAACAGUCCCGCUCAACUUCAGUCAGUAACCGUGUUUUGCGUUUUAUUUGCAAACCCAACCAUACUGCUUAUUUAAAAAAGCAAGUUAUGCUAGGUUCCUUUGAGCAACGUUGGAUCCCAUAAUCAACGUGUUAGAAACAUUCUAGUCCUGAUGAUUUAUGAAAUUUCGAAAAUUAAGUAGGUGUCAUUUUGCCGUAUGCUGUGCUAACAUUUGCCUGUCAUAAUUUUUCUCUACUCCUGCUGUUUCAGUUCUCAUUGAAAGAUAAAACAGAAGCACCAUGUCGCGAUAACCCGGUUGAAGACAAACUCGGACUGGAAUACGCUGCAAUUACUCAGCUUCAUGUCUCUUCUUCCCAAAGUCCAGUAUCUUGGCGGCUCAUACCGUUGGACAUGUCAGUGAAAAUCCCUUAUCCGUUGAUGCAACUACCUGUGGAUGACCUACCGCAUCGUUUUGAGGAUCCAAGACUGCGUGGACAGCUAACUACGCUCCGACCACAACCUCACUCAAGGCUUCCUGUAUGCAGCGAUCCAGAAUAUUCGAAGCACAGUAAUGAACUAGAGCCACAGAAUAACAAUGAAACAAAUGCAACUGGAAACACCGAUGAGAAUCCAAGUACCUCCACACAGAGACGGCCUGUUAAGCUGCAGCUGCAUGAAAUGGCUAAUACUUUUGCGAACAACUCAUCAGAACACUUAAGUGUUGCCAAUCGACAAGGUGAUCGUUCAUACCUUGAUGAUCCCCGAUUCCGAAGACGCAGGAUCAUGACUCAACCAGCAGCUACCCAACCAGUGAGCAUACUAAGCCAAAGUAGUCCCAAAAGUGCAACCCAAUCUACUCAGGAGUGCUCAAACUAAUAUUCAAGAUCUCAUCCAAGCACUUCAGUGUGCAUGUAAAUGAUUCCUGUCUCUCAUUACUUGAAAUACUUUAUUAAUAUCAUCAGCGUGUACAUAAAUAAAACAGCGUUUGAACAGAUC
This is a messenger RNA of Heterobilharzia americana, 2953 nucleotides long. NCBI's taxonomy places the organism in Eukaryota, Metazoa, Platyhelminthes, Trematoda, Strigeidida, Schistosomatidae. The record is from the annotation of a GenBank genome assembly.